AGAUACACCUGUUUGGUGCCUGUACCUGUAUGCUUCUUUAAGGCAUACUAAGAAAUAUAAAGCGUCUUUUGUGACCAAUAUUGCUUAAAACAUAUAAAAUAGCUUCUCAUUUAUCAAUAAAAAAUAUACUAUUUAAUUGCACACUUCUAAACGCUAAACUUUGACAAAAUAAAAAAAACUUAUCGGUUUAUCAAUCAUUUAAUUUUGUUACUUAGCAACGGAACAUCAUCAAUGUAAACUUUGACAACACUAAAAUAGAAGAAGAUAUAAACCUAUUUUAAAGAUCACUAAUCAAAAUGAGGUCCGUUCCAACUUGGGCCGAUAAAAUUCAAGACGCCGAAAAGCAAGAACAAUGCAUUUAUGACUUGUGUUUCAAUCCAAAUGGCUUACAACUGAUUGUAGCAAGUGGAAACAGAGUUUUAGUUUAUGAUACAACUGAUGGAACACUUAUCCAAGCUCUGAAAGGCCACAAAGAUACAGUUUACUGCGUCAACUACGCCAAAAAUGGCCAGAAAUUUGCUAGUGGCAGUGCUGACAAGACCGUAAUUAUAUGGUCAAGCAAACUAGAAGGAUUAUUAAAGUAUAGCCACAGUGAUGCAAUACAAUGUUUGUCCUACAAUCCCUUAUCAAAUCAAUUAGCUUCAUGUGCAAUCACCGACUUUGCUUUUUGGAGUGCCGAGCAGAAAUCAGUACAGAAACAUAAGAUUAAUUCAAGGAUUAAUGCUUGCUCUUGGACCAAUGAUGGACAAUACUUGGCUUUAGCUUUGGGGAACGGUGCUAUUUCAAUUAGGAAUAAAUUAGGUGAGGAAAAAGGACGAUUUGAACGCCCAAACUCCCCAUCAAUAUGGGCAAUAUCUUGGAGCAUUGCCCCAGACGAACAAGACACACUCUGUGUAACAGACUGGAACAAAUCCCUAUCAUUCUACACACUCGGCGGAAAACUAAUCGGCAAAGAUCGCAACAUCGGCUUUGAUGCCCUCAAAGUAAAAUAUUUCUCAAAGGGAGAAUUCAUCAUGAUCUGCGGCAGUAAUAAAGCCUGUAAUAUGUAUACAAAAGACGGAAUAAAACUAGGAACCAUCGGUGAUCAACAAUCAUCAUGGGUAUGGUGUUGUGCAGUCCACCCAGAUGAAAACUUCAUGGUUGUAGGAUGUCAAGAUGGAACAAUUGCAUACUACCAGCUUGUUUUCAACACCGUUCAUGGUCUAUACAAAGAACGUUAUGCAUUCCGAGAAAAUAUGACGGAUGUUAUAAUUCAACACCUGAUAACCGAGCAAAAAGUACGAAUCAAAUGUCGUGAUUUGAUCAAAAAGAUCGCAAUAUACAAACAUCGUUUAGCAGUUCAACUACCCGAACGUGUUAUAAUCUAUGAAUUAUAUUCUAAUGAUUCUAACGAUAUGCAUUAUAGAGUCAAAGAGAAAAUUACACAGAAGUUAGAUUGUAGUUUAUUAGUAAUCUGUGGGGAACAUUUGGUUGUUUGUCAAGAAAGAACUCUUCAAAGUAUGACAUUCCAAGGAGUACAGGAACGUGAAUGGUUACUGGAAAGCCCAAUCAGAUACAUAAAAAUCAUAGGAGGUCCACCAAAACAAGAAGGAUUAAUUUUAGGUCUAAAAAACGGCCAAGUUUGGGAAGUACAUCUUGAUAAUCCAUUCCCUAUACUCAAAGUACGAGUUCCAAGUUCAGUGCGUUGCUUAGACUUAAGUCAAAGAAAACAAAAACUCGCGGUUGUGGAUGAGACAGGUUUAUGUCAAGUAUUUUCAACUAAAGAUGGAGAAUUACAAUAUCAAGAACCAAAUACAAAUAGCAUUGCUUGGAAUACUCAGUAUGAAGAUAUGUUGGCUUUAAGUGGGCCAAAUGUUCUCUCAAUCAAAAUAGAAAACUUUCCAGCUCACAAACAGAAAUUAACAGGCUUUGUUGUUGGUCUUAGCGGGUCAAAAGUGUUCUGUCUUAGUGAGAAUACAAUGACAACUCUUGAUUUACCCUUGAGUGGACCUAUGUAUCAAUAUAUCGAGAAUAAAAUGUUUGCGGAAGCGCACAGAGUCGCUUGUUUGGGCGUAACCGAAGGCGAUUGGGAAGAAUUAGCACAUUCUGCCUUGGAGAAUUUAAAUUUUGAAAUUGCGCGAUUGGCGUUUGUGAAAUUACAAGAUUACGGUUAUUUGGAACUAAUAAGAGAUCUUCAGGAUAGACAACGUAAAGGAGAUAAUAAUCACGAUGUUAUGAUUGGAGAUAUUUUAGCUUACAAGGGAAAGUUUAAGGAAGCCGCCAGAUUGUAUCAGAAAGCUGGGCAAGAACACAAAGCUCUCACAAUGUAUACUGAUAUGAGAAUGUUUGAUCAAGCUCAGGAUUAUCUGGGUUCCAAUGAUAAUACUACUUUGAUUCGUCAGAAAGCUGAUUGGGCAAAGAAUAUUAACGAGUUUAAAGCUGCAGUGGAUAUGUACUUGUCCAUUGGAGAUACUAAAGCAGCGAUUGAUAUUUUAGGAGAACAAGGAUCUGCUGACCAAUUGGUUGAAGUUGGACGCAAAUUGGAUAAAGCCGAACGUGGUCCAUUGAUAGAAAUCGCUGAGCAUUUGAAGAGGCUGGAUAAAUCAAAUGCAGCAGCGGAAAUUUACAAACGCUUGGGUGAUUCGGCUGCAGUGUUAUCUUUGCAUGUGAAUGCUAUGGAAUGGGCGCAGGCCUUCAGUAUUGUGCAAACUCAACCACAACAUAAAGAACUGGUUUAUGUACCGUAUGCUCAUUGGUUGGCAGAGAAUGAUAAAUUUGUUCAAGCUCAAAGAGCAUUUCAUAAAGCUGGGCGCUUAGAUGAAGCGUUCCAUGUUUUACAACAAUUAACAAGAAAUGCUGUGGAUGAAUGUCGAUAUCAUGAUGCAGGGUAUUACUAUUGGGUUUUGGGGCAACAAUGUUUAGAAUUAACCAGAGAAAAUGAUGAAAUGCUACCAAAAAUGUUGCCGAAGUACAGAGAAAAUGAAAGACUUGCCGGUAUAUUCUACGCGUAUCAUUCCCUACAUCGUUAUCUAGAAGAACCCUUUACUUCUUUUAUGCCGGAAGCUUUAUUCAACAUUUCAAGAUUCCUCAUGACUGAAAUCACAGAAAAUCGCCCGAAAGGAAUUUCUCUAUUUAACGUCUUAUACUGCUUGUCAAAACAAGCAAAGAAACUGGGAGCAAAUAAAUUCACCAAACAAAUACUGGAUAAGCUCCAAUCGUUAAAAAUACCAGCAAAGUUUCAAGAAGAAGUUGAGCUUGCAACAAUCUCAGCCCGCGCACGUUCCUACAGCGACCCGGAAGAUCUGCUUCCGAUGUGUUAUAGAUGUUCGACUUACAACCCGUUGUUAGCCACAAGCAAUCGCUGUGUUAAUUGUGGGCAAAAGUUUGUUCACUCGUAUGUGAGUUUCGAAAUAUUGCCGUUAGUUGAGUUUCAUUUGGAGGACUCAAUUACGGAUAUUGAAGCUGUUCGCUUGAUAGAAACACCGCCUGGUGAUAAAGAUCACAAUAUGAAGGAUGAGUGGCGACAAGAGAUUAAUGAAAACGCAGAAACUUUGCAGUUGGAUGCCGAUUAUGAAGAACCCAAAGAUCCGUUUACUACCAGAAUGAGUUUUGAUGAUGAAAGUAAUAAGGAAAUUGCAACUGCAACCCUAAACCGAGCGGGACUUCUUGCGUUAGACAGUUCUGCGGUGUUAAUUUGCAAACAUCCACCACCAUUAAGAUAUCAGUUUUAUAGAAAUUUGUUGCCAGAUUUGCAGAUUAGACUGUGUGAUUACUGUUUUAAGGCUUUCCAUGUUGAUGAUUUUGAACUUCAACUCUUACAAAAAGGACAUUGCCCGUUCUGCCGUUCAUCAUCAGAAACCCAAAAUAUUAUAGAUGAUGAAUAUUUAACGUUCUAAGUUAUAUUUUAUAUAUUUGUGCACUUUAAUUUACUUAUUUAUUGUUAAAAUCGUAAAAUAGAGAAUUUUCACUCCGAAA
Messenger RNA from Dalotia coriaria, 3954 nucleotides. It is a transcript of the gene Oseg1, whose product is annotated as intraflagellar transport protein Oseg1. Gene Ontology annotation, biological process: intraciliary retrograde transport; non-motile cilium assembly; protein localization to cilium. The record is from RefSeq and is a predicted model, not a curated record. Bases 297 to 3875 code for a protein of 1192 amino acids. Gene Ontology annotation, molecular function: protein binding. The transcript is spliced from 9 exons. Gene Ontology annotation, cellular component: intraciliary transport particle A; non-motile cilium. Lineage: Eukaryota; Metazoa; Arthropoda; Insecta; Coleoptera; Staphylinidae.